This is a messenger RNA of Macrosteles quadrilineatus (aster leafhopper), 8391 nucleotides long. Its product is annotated as disco-interacting protein 2-like. NCBI's taxonomy places the organism in Eukaryota, Metazoa, Arthropoda, Insecta, Hemiptera, Cicadellidae. The record is from RefSeq and is a predicted model, not a curated record. The transcript is spliced from 28 exons. Bases 71 to 6460 code for a protein of 2129 amino acids.
CCAGUCAGUCAGUGUACUGCGAGCCACGGGCGAUGACGUUGCACCGGCCACCGGGCCGAGGCCUGCCGCCAUGAAACCGCUGUCGUUCGAGAACCUGCGCCGGCUCGUCGGCGCGGGCAAGAAGAAGAAGGACCGAGCCGAGUCCUCGUUCAAGAGGAGUGAUUCGUUCAAACGGAUUUCUAUCCGGAAAAAUUAUCUAGAUCGCGGUGGUAAGGGGCGAAACCCCCUGAAGGCGGAGAGGAGGAACGCCGGUUGUGCAGUGGCGAGUGUCGAUGUCGCAGCGAGCGCGGAUCCAGGCAGUGCGUGUACGGUGCCGACUAUCAGUGAAAACGUAGCCGAGCCAGUGGUUAUCGGCUACGGCCAGUGGAUAGAGUGCAUCAGAGCCGAGGAUUAUGAGAGUGCCGGGAAGGAGUGCGCGAGGUCCCCCUCGAGGGAUAGGAAACCUCCGACGCCGCCGCCCAGGAAGAAGUACAGUUCCCCUAGUGCGGAUUCCUCCUUGGAGAUACUCAGGUUUGAGAAGUCCCCCGUGUUUGUGCGCCGGCGGUUCCGCAUGUCUCCCCCGCCGUCAUUGAAGGUGUUGGACCCGAAGAAUGAGGAGCGAAGUGACUCCGCCCUCAGUAUCAGUCUGGGACGAGUGUGGAUGGACGCCCCGAUGGCUAUGGCGAACGCUCCCAGGAGCCUGGAGCUGCCCAGACCGUCGUCCUCCUCAGUCGACGCCGACGUAGCGGCGCGUAGAGCGCAUCACUCGCUCGAGAGUGCUCUCAAAGAUAGAAGGGACGAUAAACCCCAUUGUUCCCGACGGUUCCAUAACUACCCGUCUCGUCCUCUCUCCCCGACACCUUUUGUCAUGCCAAACCCUUCCGCGAUAUGCAGGACAUUGUCUUCUACCACUCAAACCACUUCCACCAGCAAAACUAUAUCGUCUAGAGGGUCUUUGGAACUCUUAAGUACAAGUAAGGAUUCGGGGUUCUCGUUCUCUAUUUCCAUUCCAAGGUUAACAGAUUUUGGGGCACCUAGUUCUGGCGGUGGUGGUGGAUUCUUUCGGAAGAAAAAGGCCAACAAACCCAAACCGAGUGUCAGUAGGGAUGGAUAUUUUAAAAGGACUAGUGGUGCUUACAAACUCGGGGCCGAUUCGCCUAAGCGAGGGUCUAUUCGGAGAACCAGUAGUCGGAAGGUUAACUCUAAGGGUCAUUUCGGAAAGAAAAAGUCCUACGGCGGUACAGCGCGAAGUGAUUUGUAUCAGGUGGUUAUCAGUAGACCUCCGAGGUCUUUGAAAUCUCUCAAACUAGAUCCCAUGAUAUUUGUGCCUCCGGAAAAACGCAAGACGAACAACACUAUGCGGAAACCAGCCCGCUUGGAGGUGCAGGAAAUCCGGGACUACUGUUCGCCCAGAGACAUGAAGAGGUCGGAGGAACCAGCGUACGACGAGGACGAGGGGUUGUACGAAUGCAUCUCUGGAGACAUAUCAGACGGUAGUAGUGACGAUGACGGCCGGGAGUCGCGGAGGAUCCAGUUCAGAGAUCUGAGCGACAACGACGCCGACACAGAGGACGAGACCUACGCGCCUCUGGGGGUGUCGCCGGUGCCUGGGCGGCGACCUGUGCGACGCAGGAAGUCUGCUCGCAAAAACGUCAAGUAUCUGGUGAAGCCAACCAUCCAUCGUGCACCGUCCACGCUCAAGAAGAACAGGAAAAUGACAAAGAAAACAGGGGACAUCACACAAAAAGGAUACGAGAAGAAGAGGACGCGGCUGCUGGCUCCCUAUGUCCCCAAACAAACCCAAGCACGCAGCAGCCAGAGUCACUCUCACUACAGCCCCAACACCAGGGCCAGACGUCGCGGCAACAGACGCCUCACUCGCAACGAGAGUAGAUACCACUCAGAGGUGCGGCAGGAGGCUGUACAACAAGCCCUGGCAGCCAUGCAGAACAGACCAAAGCCUUCCCUGCCCAUGCCCAGCAAGCGUACCUCCGUCAUGGCCAAGAGUCCGGACCGGGACCACCACGACUCCGCAUCCAGCUCGGAUGACGAGAGUGUGGGGGGAGGGGAUGCUGGCAGUACACCCGAGAGAGAGAGAGUGAGUAGCCGAGGGGUGCAGCCUCUACCUCCACAGUCUGACACCAGCAGCACUGGGUCUGCACGAGAGACACCUCCUCAGCAGCGACAGAUACACAGGCACACAAGGUUACCAAACGGUGGUGGUGGACAGACGGUAUGGGAGGAACACAAACGCAACAAACACGAGAUCACAGACUUGGCAGACGUCAUGCACAACCUCAGACCUUAUUCACAACCACCGGACGUAACGCACAACACCGCACAGUCAAGACGCAUUACUCCAGCGGACAGAGUCAACAGAUAUAACUCUUCACGCCAGUCUUCGGACGACGGAAUGGGCACAGUGACCAGUACGGGUCGAUGGAAAGUGUCAGCCAAGAUACAACAGUUGCUCAACACACUCAAGAGGCCCAAGCGACGGCCGCUGCCAGAGUUCUACGAGGACGAUGACAUCGAGCUGGAGAUUGCUGCCAACCCUAAGGACCCCAACGCUCCUAAACCUGAGGGUGGAACCAUGACUCCUGCCAUCGGGGAUCAGCUGGUGGUACCGUCAGGGUUACCACGAAACCUAGAGGCUGCUAUCCAGAGGUAUGGCUCGGCAACGUACAAAGCCCCCGUGGCAACAGUGCUGGACCCCAAUGGAAAACUCAGUAUUACGCUUACUUACGGCAAGCUGUUGAGCCGGUCGCAGAAGGUCGCGUACACAUUGCUCAACAAGUCUUUCAGCAAGCCUGGUGAUGGGACGUGUCUCAAGUGUGGCGACCGCAUUGCUCUAGUCUACCCCAACAAUGACCCGAUCAACUUCAUGUGUGCAUUCUACGGCUGCAUGUUGGCUGGCAUCGUACCUGUGCCCAUAGAGGUCCCUCUCACCAGACGGGACGCAGGGUCGCAACAGAUAGGGUUCCUGCUGGGCAGUUGUGGUAUCCAGGUGGCACUGACCUCUGAGGCGUGUCUCAAGGGACUGCCCAAGACUGCGGCAGGCGAGGUAGUCGCAUUCAAGGGCUGGCCCAAGCUGCACUGGUUCGUCACAGAACAUCUGCCAAAGACACCCAAGGACUGGCAGGCUUCACCUCGACUGACUGAUGACACCCCAGCUUACAUAGAGUACACGACGGACAGAGACGGCUCAGUGAUGGGAGUGACAGUGACUAGGUCGGCCAUGUUGUCUCACUGUCGCAUGUUGACUCAAUCCUGCAACUACACUGAGGGAGAGAACAUGGUGUGUGUGUUGGACUUCAAACGAGAAACGGGUCUAUGGCACAGUGUGCUGACCAGUAUACUCAACGGCAUGCAUGUGGUCUUCAUACCUUACGCUCUCAUGAAGGUCAACCCGGCCAGCUGGAUGCAGAUGAUCACCAAGUAUAGAGCAAGUGUGGCCGUAGUCAAGUCCAGAGACCUACACUGGGGGCUGCUGGCCACCAAGGAUCACAAGGACAUUAGUCUCAGCUCGCUGCGUCUGCUGCUGGUCGGUGACGGAGCCAACCCUUGGUCUCUGUCCUCGUGUGAUCAGUUCCUCAGUGUCUUCCAGGCAAAGGGUCUCAGACCGGACGCUGUCUGUCCCUGCGCCAGCUCCAGCGAGUGUCUCACAGUUUCUGUCAGAAGGCCUGGCAGAGCUGGAGUGAACGCCACAGGUAGAGGAGUGUUGUCCAUGUCAGGUCUCAGCUAUGGAGUGGUCCGUGUGGAUCAGGAGAACUCUCUCACAUCACUCACGCUCCAGGACUGUGGACAGGUCAUGCCUGGAUGUGUGAUAGUGGUGGUGAAGAUGGAAGGACCGUCGUACCUGUGUAAGACUGAUGAGGUGGGAGAGAUAUGUGUAAGCAGUGAGGCUACAGGCAGUCAGUACUGGGGACUGGCCGGUCUCACAAACUCUACGUUCAAGGUGCAAGCUCUGCUGGCAGACGGAAAACCUCUGAGUGACGCGCUCUACACUAGGUCUGGCCUACUGGGCUUCCUUGGACCGGGUGGUCUUGUGUUUGUGUGUGGGUCGCGGGAUGGCCUGAUGACAGUGACUGGUCGCAAACACAAUGCAGACGACAUCAUCGCUACAGUUCUCGCAGUUGAGCCGAUGAAGUUCAUCUAUCGCGGUCGCAUUGCAGUGUUCAGCAUCCGAGUGUUGAGAGAUGAGAGGAUAUGUGUAAUUGCUGAGCAAAGACCUGACUGCAGUGAGGAGGAGAGUUUCCAGUGGAUGUCGAGAGUGCUGCAGGCAGUAGACAGUAUACACCAGGUGGGCCUGUACUGCCUGGCGCUGGUGCCGCCUAACUACCUCCCCAAGACACCUCUAGGCGGCAUACACCUGUCGGAGUGCAAGAGGAGGUUCCUGGAAGGCACUCUACACCCAGCCAACGUACUGCUGUGUCCACAUACGUGUGUCACCAACCUGCCCAAGCCUCGUGAGGUCCACUCAGCCUCUGGCUGUGUUCCAGAUGUGGGUCCCGCCAGUGUGAUGGUGGGCAACAUCGUACAAGGCAACAGACUGGCGAGUGCGCAGGGCCGAGACAUGGGCAUCCAGGACGAGGAGUCUGACUCUGCAAGGAAGUAUCAAUUCAUCUCUGAGAUACUGCGGUGGCGAGCAGUGAGCACUUCUGAGCACGUCAUCUUCACACUGCUCAACGCCAAGGGAGGUGUCGCUCAACUGCUCACUUGCUCACAGCUACAUAAGAGAGCAGAGCGAGUCGGCUCACUGCUGCUCGAACGAGCAAAAAUAAACACUGGGGACCAUGUGGCGCUCAUCUUCCCACCGGGCAUUGAUCUCAUUUGCGCUUUCUACGGUUGUCUGUAUGUUGGUGCUGUGCCCGUGACGAUCCGACCGCCUCAUCCCCAGAACCUCCAGACGACUCUGCCCACUGUCCGUAUGAUCGUGGAUGUCAGCAAGUCUGUUCUAGUCCUCUCCAACCAGAAUGUUAUCAAACUGCUCAAGUCCAAGGAGGCCAGCAAUGUUGUUGAUAUCAAGUCAUGGCCUGUCACGCUGGACACUGACGACAUGCCUAAGAAGAAGCUGACAGCAAUGUACAGAGCUCCCACAGCUGAGAUGUUGGCUUACUUGGACUUCAGUGUUUCAACCACCGGAAUGCUGGCAGGCAUCAAAAUGUCUCAUGCAGCCGUGACAUCUCUGUGUCGAUCCAUGAAGCUAGCUUGUGAACUGUACCCGUCACGCCACAUCGCGUUGUGUCUCGACCCUUACUGCGGCCUCGGCUUUGCGCUCUGGUGUCUUAGCAGUGUUUACUCAGGUCACCAUUCCAUCCUGAUCCCCCCCUCGGAGGUGGAGGUGAACCCAGCCCUGUGGUUGUCAGCUGUCAGUCAGUACAGAGUGAGGGAUACGUUCUGCUCCUACGGUGUGAUGGAGUUGUGCACCAAGGGUCUAGGAUCCUCUAUACAGCAGCUCAAGUCCCGAGGAGUGUCCCUAGCUUGUGUCCGUACCUGUGUGGUGGUCGCUGAGGAGAGGCCGAGGAUCAACCUGUCCACAAGCUUCUCUAAACUGUUCUCAGCGCUCGGCCUCAGUCCCCGGGCUGUCUCUACCAGCUUCGGCUGCCGUGUCAACGUCGCUAUUUGCCUUCAGGGAGCGUCAAGCCCGGAACCAUCUUGUGUGUACGUAGACCUGCGUGCGCUGCGCAAUGACCGAGUGUCACUAGUAGAGAGGGGAAGUCCACACUCUCUGUGUCUGCUGGAGUCAGGCAAGCUUCUGCCUGGAGUCAAGGUCAUCAUAGCCAACCCAGACACCAAGGGACAAUGUGGGGACUCCCAUCUGGGAGAGAUCUGGGUGCAAUGUCCGCACAACGCCAGCGGCUACUUUUCUAUCUACGGAGAAGAGAGCGAGUACGGGGAACACUUCAACGCUCGCCUAGUUACGGGCAGCACAGGCGAGGUGUACGCUCGUACAGGCUACCUAGGGUUCCUGCGGCGUACAGAGUCGGUGGCAGGACAGACUGCGCCGGGGAUGGCCUCUGAGGCGACGGACAUCAGCGACCUGUCAGCUCUCACCAUCAACCCCCCACCACAAGACACGUCUGGUGAGCAGGAACAGUCCGAUCUACACGAUGCAGUGUUUGUGGUUGGAGCCCUGGAUGAGACGAUUAUGCUGCGAGGGAUGCGUUAUCACCCCAUAGACAUUGAAAACAGUGUCAUGCGCUGUCAUAAGAAAAUCGCUGAAUGCGCUGUGUUCACGUGGACCAACCUGCUGGUGGUGGUGGUAGAGCUGGACGGCAGUGAGAGCGAAGCUCUAGACCUGGUACCACUGGUGACCAACGCAGUACUAGAGGAGCAUCACCUGAUAGUAGGCGUGGCUGUGGUGGUGGACCCUGGCGUCGUACCCAUCAACUCACGGGGAGAGAAGCAGAGGAUGCACUUACGCGACGGCUUCCUGGCCGACCAACUGGACCCCAUCUACGUAGCGUAUAACAUGUGAAGGAGCUGCUCUCCCACCAGGGGCCUGUAGUGUGGUGAGGAAACUGUUUUGAAUGGAAGCUUUCUGUAUCAAUAAAUCCCAAUUAUGUUGGUUUUAAUUGUACCUUUGCAGUUUUUAAAUUCUUUGAUAUUCUUUUUAUACUUUUUAAAAAUGCUUUCAAACGACUUUUAAAAGUGCUGUUCAUUAUUGUAUUUGAUCCUUUUUUGUUGUUCAGUCAUAUGGUGGUAGUUGUAGUAAAAUAGUUUUUAUUCGUGAUUUAAGAAAGCAUCCACUCAAAACGUUUCCCAAAGACACUCAGAUGUUGAUACGAUCCCAGUUAACUUUUACAAUAAGGGCACAAUUUUUCUGUUUAAAGCUGUACUGCUGUAUAUGAAGUGGACUCGACAGAUUGAAUCCGAUAGUCGCUUUAUUGUAUUAGUGUAAUUAAUUAUCUUAGGUUGUAAAUGAUUUGUAUUCUAUCAUCACAGGAAAUUUAUUUUUUGUUGAAAUUUUUUUACGUUUAGCUCGCUUUAUAGUUUAUAUUGUUUCGAUCGACCCGUCCUUACGACAGGUUCGUGAGAAAUGGCUGUGUUAGCUUAGAUUUAGAGACGCUCUAUGUUCAAACGAGAUUUUAUUCGAGCGAACGACAAUUUUUGCUCGUUUUGUAAAUUUUUGUUAUUGUUUUUAUUUUUCAAGGGUUUAUUCACAAAUAACUUUUCACUCGGUUAUUAGUUUCUAAGGUGGCAAAUUACGAUCAAAGACACUGCCAGAUGCCGCUGUGAUGAUGGAAUAGAUUUACCCGUCAUAGGCUAGUCAUGAACCCCUGUACAUAGCCCGUAGCUGCAGCCGUGACCAGUAGACCACACUGUUUUGAUGUAAAAAUGUGAUUUCCCCGUUGUAAUUGUAUUUUAUUUUGUCAGUGUAUGUACGAGUGGAGUGAGCGAUUUUUUACAUGGGGCUCGGCCCAGCCAUACUCUUUGUACUAACUUGUAUAUACGAUUUAGAGCCCAGGACAGUCACUUAGCUUAGCUCGUUUAGGACCACUUGCAGGUUGUAAAAACUGUUUCUAAAUCCAAUUCUUAGUUCGAGACAUUUAGAGUUUUCGUAAGUUUCCUAAAGUAAACAUGUAACAGUCGAGUAAUAAUAUCAAUUAAAGUAGGUGUACCAACCUGAGUUGUUAGUCAAAUUUAAAAAGUUCUAAAUAGUAUUUUUUUCUUACAAAAUAUAAAUUUGACCGAAAAUGUGUUGUAUUUUAGUGUAAUGUAUGUUUUUAUUUAUGAACAUGAAGAGCCUGAGCAAAAUACAUGGUUUUAUUUUUGUCCAUCCAAUAUAUUUUACCCUCCAUUAAAAAUUUACUCUAAUGUAUUACGAAUAAUUAUUCUACAUUUAACAUGGUGUUUUCCAUAUGAUAUAACAAAAUCAUUUUUAAUUUGUUACUAGCUCUGUUUGUCUAGGGUUUUGUAAACAAUAGUUUGUAUGUAAAGAAUAAUUGCAAUGAAGUUAUCUGUACAAUUGGUUGUGAUUGAAAACAUAUUAAAUUUGCAUAGCAAAACAACAUAAAUUAUGGGAAAAUAGCCGCUAGUUUUUAUAUAAAUUAUGUACCAGUAGAUUUAUUUGCUGAUAGUUAUCCAGGCAUUACUGGAUCACUUCAGCCUAUCUUUGUGCCAAUUACAAGGUUGUACCACUGCUCAGCAUGUUUUAAUCCUUGACACAAUUACUUUUACGAUAAUUAUAUAUGUUACUUUGAUAUAAGCAAAUAAAUUAUUUUAUAGCAUGUCACAAUGAUUGUUUUAGAUUCCAUUUACAUCUUUUUGUAAACAUUUUGAUUAAUUCCUGUAUAAAUUAUUGAUAAUAUUAAUAUUUGUAUUAUUUGUCAUCUAUAUGGCUGUCGCAAGCUUUGGCAAAUAAACUGUUAAUGACAUUAAAUCAAAUAAAGUUGAAACAUUUGUAUA